Vigna radiata var. radiata (mung bean) is the source of this 454-nucleotide messenger RNA. RefSeq names its product putative nuclear RNA export factor SDE5. The transcript is spliced from 3 exons. Lineage: Eukaryota; Viridiplantae; Streptophyta; Magnoliopsida; Fabales; Fabaceae. Bases 186 to 446 code for a protein of 86 amino acids. The record is from RefSeq and is a predicted model, not a curated record.
UUCACUUAUUUUUCUCUCUUCACAUCCCGCCCAAUAAGGUCCUACCAGGUUUGCUUUCUGGUCGUUAUUCUGAUUCUCACAAUUUACGUGACAAAACCUCGUACCAACUUCGUUUUCUCUUUUCCCUCAUAUCUUAUCUAUUUUCUCCCGCUUUCAUUUCUAAGUUGGAUGCAAAGUCGCUGCCAAUGACUGGAAUCUGGCGUGAAAAAAAUAAGCCAGAUGUUUCGAGUUGGAAGCAUGAUCAGCUUCACCAGAACAUGGAAGAUUUCUUAUUUAAAAUGCUUGGAGAUGGCUUUCAGCUUGACAGAAAUAUGAUUCGACAAGUUCUUGAUACUUGCGGGUACGAUAUUCAGAAGUUGAUGCCCUUAGAGAAAUUGCGAGUGCGAUGGGAUCGGCAUAUUGGAAAUUUGAUGCUGAUUCCUGCAGUAUUGAAAUGGUUGGACUAACGCAAGAA